GCCCGAUCGGCCCGCGGGUGACGCCGGCUGGGGCACAGAAAGGCGGCUCCGAGGGGGCGGGCGGGCGAGCCGCCCCUCCCGGGUCCUUCCACGUCCCCUCCCGGGAGGGACCCAUACCUGAGCCGGGACCCACCCCCACCCGGGGCCACGCUGGAUCCGCCUCCCGGGCUGGGUCCCGCCCGCCGGCUGCAGGUGGGCAGUAGCGCCCCAGCCGCGGGCAGUGGGCGGCGGGGAAGGAGGUGAGCCGCGUCCGCGCCGGCUGCCUCUCUGGUCCUUGUCCCCGCUGCUGCGCUCUCCUCCUCCCCUUCCCGCAGGCAGGGCGCGGAGACGCGCGCCCGCCCUGCCGCCGCCGCCGCCUUGUCCCUCAGGGGCACCAUGGAGCUCUCCCUGUCGUCCGGAGGAGCCGCGGAGGCGCUCUCCUGGCCGGAGAUGUUCCCGGGACUGGAGUCCGACUCGCCGCUCCCCCCGGAGGAGCUGGACGCUGUUGUCCCGGUCAGUGGGGCCGUGGCCGGUGGCAUGUUGGAUCGGAUCCUUCUGGAGUCCGUGUGCCAGCAACAGAGCUGGGUCCGGGUGUACGAUGUGAAAGGGCCACCUACCCAUCGUCUGUCUUGUGGCCAGUCACCCUACACCGACACAACAACAUGGGAGCGGAAAUACUGCAUUCUCACAGACAGCCAGCUGGUGUUGCUCAACAAGGAAAAGGAGAUACCUGUGGAGGGAGGACAGGAGCAGCAGACAGAUUCCACCAAAGGGCGAUGCCUGAGGAGAACUGUCAGUGUCCCUUCCGAGGGUCAGUUUCCUGAGUACCCACCAGAGGGCGCUGCUAAACUGGAGGUGCCAGCAGAAAGGUCCCCCCGCAGACGGAGUAUCUCAGGGACCAGUACAUCAGAGAAACCCAACUCUAUGGAUACUGCAAAUACCUCACCCUUCAAAGUACCAGGGUUCUUCAGCAAGCGCCUGAAAGGCUCCAUCAAGAGGACCAAAAGCCAAUCAAAGCUCGACCGAAACACGAGCUUUCGGCUUCCCUCCCUUCGCAAUACAGAUGACAGGUCUCGUGGGCUGCCUAAACUAAAAGAGUCACGUUCCCAUGAAUCCUUGCUGAGCCCAUGCAGUGCAGUGGAAUGUCUGGAUCUUGGUAGAGGGGAGCCCGUAUCAGUGAAGCCACUCCAUAGCAGCAUCCUUGGACAAGACUUCUGCUUUGAGGUUACCUACUUAAGCGGCAGUAAAUGCUUCAGCUGUAACUCCGCUUCAGAGAGAGAUAAGUGGAUGGAAAACCUUCGCAGGACAGUUCAACCAAAUAAGGACAAUUGCAGACGAGCUGAAAACGUUCUCCGUUUAUGGAUUAUUGAAGCCAAGGACCUUGCCCCUAAAAAGAAAUAUUUCUGUGAACUGUGCCUUGAUGAUACCCUCUUUGCUCGUACAACCAGCAAGACCAAAGCAGACAAUAUUUUCUGGGGUGAACAUUUUGAGUUCUACAGCCUUCCACCUCUUCAUAGCAUCACAGUUCACAUUUAUAAAGAUGUGGAAAAAAAGAAAAAAAAAGACAAGAAUAAUUAUGUAGGGCUAGUCAAUAUCCCCACUGCCAGUGUGACUGGUCGCCAAUUUGUAGAAAAGUGGUACCCAGUGAGUACACCUACACCCAACAAAGGAAAGACAGGAGGACCUUCUAUUCGGAUUAAAUCACGUUUCCAAACUAUCACCAUUCUGCCUAUGGAGCAAUACAAAGAGUUUGCAGAGUUUGUCACCAGCAACUACACCAUGUUGUGUUCUGUUCUUGAACCAGUAAUUAGUGUGAGAAAUAAAGAAGAAUUGGCCUGUGCCUUAGUGCACAUUCUUCAAAGUACUGGCAGAGCCAAGGAUUUUCUGACCGACUUGGUGAUGUCUGAGGUGGAUCGUUGUGGAGAGCAUGAUGUCUUGAUCUUCAGAGAGAACACCAUUGCCACCAAAUCCAUUGAGGAAUACCUCAAGUUGGUGGGACAACAGUAUCUUCAUGAUGCAUUGGGGGAGUUCAUCAAAGCUUUGUAUGAGUCAGAUGAAAACUGUGAAGUGGAUCCCAGCAAAUGUUCAUCUAGUGAACUGAUAGACCAUCAGAGCAACCUGAAAAUGUGCUGUGAGCUGGCUUUCUGCAAGAUCAUCAACUCUUACUGUGUUUUCCCUCGUGAGUUGAAAGAAGUGUUUGCAUCCUGGAAGCAGCAGUGCCUGAACCGCAGCAAGCAAGACAUCAGCGAGCGGCUCAUCAGUGCCUCGUUGUUUCUCCGUUUUCUGUGCCCAGCCAUCAUGUCUCCCAGUCUCUUCAACCUCAUGCAGGAAUAUCCUGAUGACCGCACAUCUCGGACUCUAACUCUAAUUGCCAAGGUCAUCCAGAACCUGGCCAACUUUGCCAAAUUUGGUAACAAAGAGGAAUACAUGGCAUUCAUGAAUGAUUUUUUAGAGCACGAAUGGGGUGGAAUGAAGCGCUUUCUUUUGGAGAUCUCUAAUCCGGACACCAUCUCAAACACCCCAGGCUUUGAUGGUUACAUUGAUCUGGGCCGAGAGCUUUCAGUUUUGCAUUCCUUACUGUGGGAAGUAGUUUCCCAACUUGAUAAGGCAACCGUGGCAAAAUUGGGACCUCUCCCUCGUGUUCUUGCUGAUAUUACCAAAUCUCUGACUAAUCCUACACCAAUACAACAGCAACUGAGACGCUUCACUGAGCAUAACUCCAGUCCAAAUGUCAGUGGAAGCCUCUCCUCUGGGCUGCAGAAAAUUUUUGAAGACCCUACUGACAGUGAUUUGCAUAAACUAAAAUCUCCAAGCCAGGACAACACAGAUAGCUAUUUCAGAGGGAAAACGUUAUUGCUGGUUCAGCAAGCCUCCUCCCAGAGCAUGACUUACUCUGAAAAGGAUGAAAAGGAAAGUAGCCUUCCUAAUGGCCGGAGCAUCUCCCUCAUGGACCUUCAGGACACUCAUGCCACCCAAGUGGAGCAUGCAUCUGUCAUGCUUGACAUGCCAAUGCGCCUGACUGGAAGCCAGCUUUCCGUAACCCAGGUGGCCAGCAUCAAACAACUUCGGGAAACCCAGAGCACUCCCCAGAGCGCACCCCAAGUGCGAAGGCCCCUGCACCCAGCCUUGAACCAGCCAGGCAGCCUCCAGCCCUUGUCAUUCCAGAACCCUGUCUAUCACCUCAAUAACCCAAUUCCAGCAAUGCCAAAGGCCUCUGUGGAUUCCAGUUUGGAGAACCUAAGCACUGCCAGUUCCAGGAGCCAAAGUAACAGUGAAGACUUCAAACUCAGUGGACCCAGCAACAGCAGCAUGGAAGAUUUCACCAAACGUAGCACUCAGAGUGAGGACUUCUCCAGGCGGCACACUGUGUCGGACAGACACAUACCUCUUGCUCUGCCACGGCAGAAUAGCACGGGGCAGGCCCAGAUCCGAAAAAUGGACCAGGCUGGGCUAGGUGCCCGAGCCAAAGCCCCACCGUCCCUGCCGCACAGUGCUUCCCUACGUAGCACCGGGAGCAUGUCACUGGCAUCUGCGGCUCUGGUGGCCGAACCUGUGCAAAAUGGGAGCCGGUCCCGGCAGCAGUCCUCUUCCUCCAGAGAGAGUCCUGUUCCCAAAGUGAGAGCGAUCCAGAGACAGCAGACACAGCAGGUUCAGUCACCUGUGGACUCUGCCACAAUGUCCCCAGUAGAGAGGACGGCAGCCUGGGUUCUGAACAAUGGGCAAUAUGAAGAAGAUGUAGAAGAAACCGAGCAAAAUCAAGAUGAAGCCAAGCAUGCCGAGAAGUACGAACAGGAAAUUACUAAACUGAAGGAGCGCCUGCGAGUGUCCAGCCGGCGGCUAGAGGAGUAUGAGCGCCGGUUGCUGGUGCAGGAGCAGCAGAUGCAGAAGCUGCUGCUGGAGUACAAGGCCCGGCUGGAGGACAGCGAGGAGCGGCUGCGCAGGCAGCAGGAGGAGAAGGAUAGCCAGAUGAAGAGCAUCAUCAGCAGGCUAAUGGCUGUGGAAGAGGAAUUGAAGAAGGAUCAUGCUGAGAUGCAAGCAGUUAUCGAUGCAAAGCAAAAAAUAAUUGAUGCACAGGAAAAACGGAUCGUGUCGCUGGAUUCGGCCAACACCAGACUGAUGAGCGCGCUGACCCAAGUGAAGGAGCGGUACAGCAUGCAGGUCCGCAAUGGCAUCUCCCCCACCAACCCCACCAAGCUUUCCAUCACGGAGAAUGGUGAAUUCAAAAACAGCAGCUGCUGAUGGGCUUUGUGAAUAGACAGACUGUGGGAGGAGACAGAAGGAAAUGCCCCCGCUCUCCUGUCCCCAGCCCUCUCCCCAGCCCCACCAGGUUUACAGAAUGUUGCUACUUCAGAACAGCAGGGUGGCGAGCAACUCUCCAAUGAAUAAAGGAACCUUGUCUUUCAGGGCAUAAGGCUAAGACUUCCAAGGUC
This is a messenger RNA of Lipotes vexillifer (Yangtze River dolphin), 4409 nucleotides long. RefSeq names its product RAS protein activator like 2 (gene RASAL2). The coding region runs from base 376 to 4218 and encodes 1280 amino acids. NCBI's taxonomy places the organism in Eukaryota, Metazoa, Chordata, Mammalia, Artiodactyla, Lipotidae. The transcript has 18 exons. Gene Ontology annotation, biological process: regulation of GTPase activity. The record is from RefSeq and is a predicted model, not a curated record.